Molecule: messenger RNA, 2187 nt
Organism: Pseudophryne corroboree (corroboree frog)
Lineage: Eukaryota; Metazoa; Chordata; Amphibia; Anura; Myobatrachidae
Gene: CENPN
Product: centromere protein N
Exons: 11
Coding region: 281-1372 (363 amino acids)
Biological process (GO): CENP-A containing chromatin assembly; chromosome segregation
Cellular component (GO): nucleoplasm
Source: RefSeq, a predicted model, not a curated record
GCCCGAAGCGUGGCGAGCGAAGCGAGCCCGCGAGGGUACUUUUCGGGUACCCUGUUCGUCCGUAGCUCCUCCCCCUGGUGACGUAGCCCCUCCCCUCAAUACGUCACAAGGUCCCUUCAGCCACUCCGAUAUAGAACCAACCAAUAGUUUUACUACUAUAGUACUGUGGUUGGUUAGGGAGGAGGACGCCUGGAGAUGACGUCACGCAGACAGAAGGCGACAAGGACUGGCGGUGUUGCUGCUGCGAUUGGUCUGUUUGAAGAACCGGGCUUUUAGCGCCAUGGCUCCGACGCCCAAGAGUGCCCAGAACAGUCGGCAGCUGCAGAGUAUUCCUGCUAUGGAUGAAUGGGUUGCUGAAUUUAUCAAGAGGUUGGUUCAGAGGAUGUCUGCUGCAGAAUCGAUGAAUAUUCUGAAGGCCUGGGGAUUUUUAACAGAAAGGGAACUCAGUGCGCUUACUGUGCGGCAUUCAAAGGAAAAUCUAGCAUUGCAAGUGCUAGAUAUCUGCGAGAGUAGAAAAGCUACAAUACGGCAUGCAGCUGAUCUGGACAUUAUAUACACCCAUGCUAACACAAAAAAGAAAACUUGGGAUGUUUAUCAAAUGUCCAUGCCACCUGAUCCUGAAAUGGGUCUUGUCGAUGUGUCAGAAUUGAAAGAGAAGUUCAAAAAGACUAUUCAUGCAGCUAUGAAAAAUGUGACCAUCCACUUCAAAGAUUUUGGAGAUGCGCUGUGGAUCCGCAUUGCUUGGGGGAAUAAUUACUUGAAGCCCAAUCAGUACAAACCUACCUUCCUUGUAUACCACUCCCAGACACCUUACGCCUUCAUCUCAAUACUUCCAAAGGCUUACCGGUCCCUGUUGUGUCAGGCCCUUUUAUGUGCUGCCGGAUACAGUCAGAUUCAACAGAUGGACCUGAAAUGCCGGUGUUUGGAAUCCCUAAAAGAUAUCGUAUUCAAGCGAUUUAAUCAGCCUUUCCAGUCAUAUCUCUCAAGAUCGCAACAAGAAAUAAAAGUUACUCCAGCUGUAGUGGACCAAAGGGUAACUUAUGAAAAUAUGAAGGACAAGGAGCGAAUAAAUCAGCUAACGCGUGAAACAUUUGGCGAUGGGUCACUUCCUAACUUAGAAUUUGCAACAUAUAAGCUGGAAACCUCGUUCAAGGGUGAAAGUGGUAUUUCCAAUGCAAUUGAACCCUUCCGUUGUGUCGUUAAGUUCUCCAGUCCUCACCUCCUGGAGUCCAUCAGAUCGCUGGGACCAGCUGGUAUUUCAGAAACUCCUGUCUCUAGCCUGUUGUCCUGUAUACCACACAGAGCCAGGAAUAUUUAUAAAAUCGCAGAAAAGAAACCAUUGCCUCCCACAAACAACUGCCCCACGAUCUAGAACUUCAUAGCAAAGAGUCUGCACCUUUAUUUGUACAGUAUCAACCAUGUGUCUACUCCAAGCAGCUUUGCUUUUUAUGCACAAUGACGACUGGUCACUAAGACGGGCAUCACCCGACCAGCACACAACUGGAGCUGUGAAGCAGGAGUUAUUGGGCUUGUGCUUUUUAAAAUACUCAGCCAUUUUUAGAAGGGCAUCUUGCUACCCUUAUAUCAUUAUAUCACUAACAUUUUAUUGUGUGUAUGUGUACAUAUAUAUGUAUAUAAUAUAUUAUAGGUGUUAAAUCACAGUUUUUUUUCCAAUUAAUACAGUGGAUGAGGAGAUACUGAGCUGGCCAGCCAAGCCAUGGAAUUUCAUGUACAUGAUCACUUUCUGAAAAAUGUCGAGGGCACACAGGGUGAUGAAUAAUGCAUAUUCUACACAUCCGUACACCAUUUCUAUGAAGAAGCAUAGCACAAUCUUAUGAAAUGGUGAAGUGAAUUUUGAAUACACAACCAAAACAGUAACAAUGGUGGAUACUUAAUAAAAUAGUUGUACCCAAUACGCAAAUGGUUAAAUGAAAAAUCCAUGGUUUUGUUCAUUGAUUUAUUGUUUUUAUUGAGGAGGGGUUGCCGUGAAAUUUUAUUUUAAAUCUUUAAUUUGUAUUACAUUGUGUUUGUAUUAUUUGCUCAUAACUACUGCCAAGAGAAAAACUUUAGUGCAUAAAUGGUUUUCAGUUCCGUUCCAUAUGUGCACCUUUCUGCACAGUUAUGAGUAUAUUAGCCAAAGGCUUGUUCCUUUAUUUUGACAUGUUCAAAUAAAGUUUUUGUCGUCGA